UCCAUUUAGAUAGUUGCGUAUGCGCAAGUGUUGUACUUUCAAGAUUUACUUUAACUUAUAUAUCUUUAUUAUAUCUCUUAUUUCGAGUUAUCGUUUUUGUUAUAAAAAAAAUAAUACUGUCACAUAGGUUUUAGUCAAUUUUUAUCUCCAACUCCAUAAUAUUAUCAAUAUUGACGUCGCGAGUGACGAUCAAAACAUAAGGAAAACAUCGCUUUUAAAAUGCUUGCGAAUGUGGAACUGCGUAAAUUACCAGCGGGCGCUCUCUAUGAGGUUAUUAACACUUUAGAAACCAAUAGUGAUUGGAAAAAUGUUAUGUCAAUUAUACCAAAGAAUCUUGGUAGCUCUGAUUUUGAAAAAAAAUAUACCGAGAAAGAUAUAAGACUUAUUGAAAAUUAUUCAAAAAUAAGUAACAGGCAAUGUGCUGAAAUAAUGAUCGACGAGUGGGGAACUUCAGGACAAAUAAGACCAACAUUGUCCACAUUAAAAGAGAUUGUACUGAAGGCAAAUAUCUUGAAAGCUGCAGAUCAAAUUGCCGGUCUCCUUCAUGAGAACCGACCGCCUCGACCGAGUGAUGGUCCUGGAGCAGAUAUUGAAACAGAUGUAUCAAUCAUAUUAGAAAAUGAACAGAUGAAUGAAAGAUUCAAUUCCUUUGAUCCAACCAAGAGAAUUCAGAAUGACACAUCUAAAGACAAAAAUGUAUGCAACAUUAGCACUGUGCCGAUGAAAACUGAAAAUGGAGAUAUCAGUUAUAAUAUUCCAGCUAUAGAUAUUUUGCGAACGGUAAAUAUAAACAGUAACUCUACACAAGUCGCGCAAUCAUCAAGAAAUAUACCUAAUUUAGACUUGAUGUUUCCCGAGUCACAACAGCUUAGUGUCAAAUCAUCUCAUAGUGGUACUAAAACAAAUUCUGAAAGUGAAAAAGGAACCUCUCUGGAAACUAAACCGAACAGUACAAACUUUUCCUUUCAACAAUCAUUACCUAAUAUAUCUGAUUUACACAGUCAUAUUGAUAAGGAAAUAUUAGAAGAUGAUAAUUUGAUUAAUUUUGAGUACAGAGAAUUGGAAAACAUAACAUCACAGUUCUCUGAAACAAUAGUAGAUGGUCCAUAUGGUCCUAGUGGAAAAAUAGGCAGUGGCGGGUUCGGUGAAGUCUUCUUGGGCUAUCAUCCUCAAUACAGAAUACCUCUUGCUGUUAAAAAAAUUCAUACCCACUUACUGUGGCCAACACACAAACCAAAUAUGGUGAUUGAUAUGUUCAACACCGAAGUUAAAAAUUUGAUUCAAUUUAGGCAUAAAAACAUUGUUCCGAUACUGGGAUUCUCUAUGAAUGGACCUGUUCCAUGUAUCAUUUGUGAAUAUGUUGACGGAGGUUCGUUAGAGGAACAGUUGGCUACUAAAAAACUGACAGAAAGACAACGAAUUGAUAUAAUGAUGGGUACGGCUGAGGGUUUAAAAUAUUUACACACAAGUGAACAUAUAAUUCCAAAUACCAGUACAGCAGGUGACUCCAAUACACAAAAUGUUGUAAAGAAAAAUAAUUUUGUUCACCGUGAUGUGAAGAGUGCUAACAUUCUCCUCACAAAGGAUUGUGUCCCUAAGAUCUGUGACUUUGGACUUGUUAAACAAUAUGAUUUAACAUUUGUCACCACAUCCCCAAUGGGCACCUCCGCUUACAUGGCCCCUGAAGGAUUUUAUGGCACCAUUACUCAGAAAAUAGAUAUUUACAGUUACGGAGUUGUACUUUUAGAACUGCUUACUGGUUUAACUCCCAUUGUUACUAACAGUAAUAAUGAUAGAAUACACAUAAAAGAUUUUGUCAAAGAAAGUAUCAAAGAAAAUGGUGAUAUUACUAGUAUUUUAGAUUCAAAAGUUGAAAAUUGGACAAAAGCUAAAGAGAUAUAUGAACUUUCUAGAUGUUGUUUACAACAAGAAAGGUUCAAUAGACCAUCUAUAGAGGAAAUUUGUGAUACAUUGUCUGAUAUGAGCAAAUAAAUAUAUUUAAAUAUCGUGAAUAGGUGAGUUUGAAAUCUAAUAUCUCACUAUUUUAUUAGCAAAACAAUCAAACUGGUUUUAAAAAUGUUAUCAUUCUAAGAUCACAAUUCUAUAAAUGAAUUCCUUAUUAUAUAGAAGUGUUAUUGUGAUAGCUCUAAGCUUUAAAUACUCACAAAUUAUAUUUUGUUACACAUUUAUGAAAUAAAAAAACAUUUUAUGUUA
Molecule: messenger RNA, 2214 nt
Organism: Papilio polytes (common Mormon)
Lineage: Eukaryota; Metazoa; Arthropoda; Insecta; Lepidoptera; Papilionidae
Gene: tub
Product: protein kinase APK1A, chloroplastic
Exons: 4
Coding region: 220-1992 (590 amino acids)
Biological process (GO): protein phosphorylation
Cellular component (GO): plasma membrane
Molecular function (GO): protein kinase activity; ATP binding
Source: RefSeq, a predicted model, not a curated record